Molecule: messenger RNA, 744 nt
Organism: Batrachochytrium dendrobatidis JAM81
Lineage: Eukaryota; Fungi; Chytridiomycota; Chytridiomycetes; Rhizophydiales
Exons: 3
Coding region: 1-744 (247 amino acids)
Source: RefSeq, a predicted model, not a curated record
AUGUCACUGUUGUAUCCAGUAGUUGUUGGAAGAAUCGAUCCAUUCCAUCCUGCUUUCUUUGGAAUUAGUUCUUGGAUAAAACAGCAAGGGCUUAUUGUGCAACGAUCGUGUGGUUCUAAACUGAGCACAAUAACCUUUUCGUCGACAUUUCUUGGAGCAUGUCAUACAGACAAAAUGAGAAUAGAAAUCUUUGAAGUGAGCGUAUAUUUCUUUCAUUUUCUUUUUUUUGGUGAUAAUUUCCUUUAUUUUUUUUCAAAUAUGACACUUCAUUUCGUUCACCUCGUACUGGGAAAUGAGACCUACAAGGAACAAGUAUCUACUGAAGGAUGUGCUGAUGUUGAUGACUUCAGAGGUGCUAUCAAAAACAAGCUUCCUCACUUACUCAAUGGUUACAACGCUGUGCAACUCACUCUCCUUCAACCUGAUGGAAUCACUGAAAUUGACUCAGGAACUCUUGUUACAGAUUUGAAAGAAAUCCCUUGGAAUCCUUUGGUGGUGACUGUGGAGGAACUUCUGUUUGAUGCAGAUGAAUGGGUGAAAUUGAAAGAAUGGAACCAAAAAACAAACGCAAGAAUCCACGAUGCAGAUUUACCAAAAACAAGCACUGGAAAGUAUUUUGUCAUCAUUCCUCACGCUGACUACAACCAAGAAACAAUUUCUUUUUUCAAAACAAUCGGUGUCAAGGCACAGUUGUAUAUUGAUGAAAUCAAGUUGGAGGUGAAAGAUGAAGUUGAUUUGUUUUGA